This is a messenger RNA of Arabidopsis lyrata subsp. lyrata, 1444 nucleotides long. Its product is annotated as ATP-dependent DNA helicase PIF1-like. Bases 317 to 1426 code for a protein of 369 amino acids. The record is from RefSeq and is a predicted model, not a curated record. Gene Ontology annotation, biological process: DNA repair; telomere maintenance. Gene Ontology annotation, molecular function: DNA helicase activity. The transcript has 2 exons. Lineage: Eukaryota; Viridiplantae; Streptophyta; Magnoliopsida; Brassicales; Brassicaceae.
AGGUGUUUAUGAUGAAAUUACUGGUGCUGUUUUCAAUGAACUAGGUGGAGUUUUUUUUGUUUAUGGAUUUGGAGGUACAGGAAAAACGUUUAUUUGGAAAACACUUUCAGCUGCUAUUAGAUCUAGAGGAGAUAUAGUUCUUAACGUGGCUUCCAGUGGAAUCGCUUCAUUGCUGUUGGAAGGUGGUAGAACUGCGCAUUCAAGGUUUGCCAUACCACUUACCCCCGAUGAGUAUUCAGUGUGCAAAAUACCUAAGAAGUCUGACCUUGCAGAUCUAAUAAGGAAAGCUAAACUUAUUAUAUGGGAUGAAGCACCUAUGAUGAGCAAGUGGUGUUUUGAAUCUCUAGACAAAAGUUUCUGUGAUAUAAUUGGUAAUAUAGAUAGCAAAGUGUUUGGUGGAAAGGUUGUUGUUUUUGGAGGUGAUUUUAGACAAGUUCUUCCUGUAAUCACUGGUGCUGGCAGAGCUGAAAUUGUCAUGGCAGCCCUAAAUGCUUCUUAUCUUUGGGAUCACUGUAAGGUACUAAAGCUCACUAAGAACAUGCGGCUACUAAAAAACGAUUUGAGUGUAGAAGAAGCUAAAGACAUUAAAGAAUUCUCAGAUUGGCUUUUAGCUGUUGGUGAUGGUAGAAUUUCAGAGCCAAAUGACGGUGAGGCUCUAAUUGAUAUACCUGAAGAACUGCUAAUUACUGAAGCAGAUAAUCCCAUUGAAUCCAUUACUCUAGAGAUUUAUGGAGAUCCAGCAAAGCUAAAAGAAAAGGAUGCUAAGUUCUUCCAAAAGAGAGCCAUUCUAGCACCAACAAAUGAAGAUGUCAACACAAUCAACCAGUAUUUGUUGGAGAAGUUGGAUGGCGAUGCAAUGUUAUUUCUCAGUGCUGAUAGUAUAGAUCCUGAAGACUCCGAUUCACUUAGAAAUCCUGUCAUCACACCAGAUUUUUUAAACAGUAUCAGGUUAUCAGGUUUGCCUCACCAUGCGUUAAGUUUAAAGAUUGGUGCUCCAAUCAUGCUGCUUCGGAAUAUUGAUCCUAAAGGAGGUCUAUGCAAUGGUACUAGGCUUCAAGUUACUCAGAUGAGCCCGCGUGUUCUUCAAGCAAAAGUCAUAACAGGAGACAGAAUUGGUGAUAUUGUUUUGAUUCCAUUAAUCGUCAUUACACCGUCAGAUACAAAACUACCUUUCCGGAUGCGUAGAAGACAGUUCCCAGUAUCACUGGCUUUUGCUAUGACCAUUAACAAGAGUCAGGGUCAAUCUCUAGAAAGAGUUGGACUCUAUUUGCCUAAGCCAGUGUUUUCUCAUGGCCAACUCUAUGUCGCUUUAUCUAGGGUUACUUCUAAAAAAGGUUUGAAAAUUCUUAUCCUGGACAAAGAAGGUAAGAUUCAAAAGCAAACAACAAACGUUGUUUUCAAAGAGGUUUUCCAGAAUAUCGAUUGAUAAUUCUGCGGCAAUGAA